CAAAUAUAACUAAACAUGAUGAUAAAAAUAGCAUAGAAAUACAAAAAACAGUAUCUUGGUCGUCGAAAGAAAUAGAAAAAUUACCUAAAUUUAUGGAAACAUCAAAUAAAAAUUUAUUGAUAAACAGUGAUGUGAAACCGAUAGUAAAAGACACAAUACAACAAAAACAAGAGGGAAAAGUUAAUACCACGAUAACACAUGAAAUAACAAACGACAAACAAUACAAUAAAAAAAUAGAUAGAGAAUAUCUGGACAAAAAAAUAAAAGAAAAUAUAAACAAAAGUACAGCAACACAGGUAAUCAGUACAAGUUCAAAUGAAAUUUAUGAAAGAACUAAAACCAAUGCAAUAAAUUCCAAAAAAAUAACAUACAGCUUACAAAAAGAUAUACACAUCAACGAAAAGACAAAUGUAUCUAAAUCUAUAGAUGACAGUGAAAAUAUCCAAAAUUUACAAAAAGAAGAAGAAAAUAAAAGCUAUAUUAUAAAAUUAGAUACAGAAAAUGAAGAUAUUAAUAAAUAUACCCUAGUAAAAAGGAACGUAAAACAUGAAAGUGAAAGAAGUGAAAUCAAAAAUAAAGGAAAUGAAUUAAAAAGAAAUAAGGAAAAUGAUAAUUUAGAAAAUAACAAAAUUAAACAAUAUAUUGAAGGUGUAGAAACAGACAAAAUCCAUUUCGAUGAGUUUUAUAAAUGGGUUGAACAAAUAGUCGAAGAAAAAAAUGAACAAUUUUCAAAAGAAAAAGACAAAAUGAAAAACAAGCAUACUGAGUUGAAUAAACUUAAAACGGCAUCUGUUGAUAAAGAAAAUAUAGAAGACGAAUCAAGUCAUAUUAAUGAAUAUAUAUCAGAUGUAAAUACAAAACAAAACUUACAAAAAGAUGAAAAUAUAAAGAUAACUAAACCAUUUACUCUAAAAACCUACACAGUGAUAAAAGAUAUAACUAAAACCGAAGAGGAGGGCAAAGUCACAAUGGACGAUAAAUUAAAAACGAUUGAAUUAGAAGAGAAAGACAUUAAACUAGAGAAAACCACAGAAACUCUUAAUGUUACGGAAUCCGACAAAAAAGAUAGUUUAACUGACCAAAUAAUAACCACUAAAACAACAACGAUAGGUACAUUCGAUGAAACUAUAACCGAAUCUCAAGAAGAAAAAAUAAAAGAAACAAUAAAGGAUUCUAAACAAUUCAUUGUAGAUAUUCCCAAAUCCAAAAUCGAUUCUGAAAAAACGAUUCAGGAUGUAACCGUCCUUUCCGAUAAGAAAGUUGAUGAUAAAUUAAUAUCUCCAUCCACAGAGAAACAUCUAUCUGAAAAACCUAAAUCCGAAUCCACUGAAAUUCCUUCAUCUGAAGAUGAAAGUGAAACGAUAAACAUUAAAGAAAAAUCCGAUAAAAUAUAUGACAAGAUAACAUCCGACAAAUCAGAUAUUAAAUCCGAAAUAAAAGAUAAGACCACCGAUAACUUACCAACCACAAAAUCCCCGGAUGAUAUAAAACAU
Molecule: messenger RNA, 1493 nt
Organism: Sipha flava (yellow sugarcane aphid)
Lineage: Eukaryota; Metazoa; Arthropoda; Insecta; Hemiptera; Aphididae
Product: centrosomal protein of 128 kDa-like
Exons: 1
Source: RefSeq, a predicted model, not a curated record